Orbilia oligospora ATCC 24927 is the source of this 1131-nucleotide messenger RNA. RefSeq lists its product as uncharacterized. NCBI's taxonomy places the organism in Eukaryota, Fungi, Ascomycota, Orbiliomycetes, Orbiliales, Orbiliaceae. Bases 1 to 1131 code for a protein of 376 amino acids. The record is from RefSeq and is a predicted model, not a curated record. The transcript is spliced from 3 exons.
AUGUCUGACUUCAACUCCAGAGUUUCGAGCCUUCAAGCGGAGAAAGGGAGAAUCGAAGCUGCUAUCAGGAGUCUGGGCGUCCAAAUUAACACCGUCGUGCCAGAUUGUACCGAAAAGACAGUCCUGGCUUUGGAGAAUGCUAUGAUGCGAAUCUACAAACUUGCAAUCUUCAUUCGAGGUGAUUUUGACAAGCGACCUUUGGAUGAGGAGCAACAGUCCAAUCUCUCAGCUCAGGCAGUUGAAGGUUUUGUUAUGGCUAGAAAGCUAGCUGAAGGCGGCACGGUAACGUUGUCAGCCCAUCAUAGUUCUCUGUCUAACGAGAACGGAAAUCUCACGGUUCUUGGCACAAAAGUCUCUACGCUAUUUCAGGAUGCACAAUCAAAGCUAUCCUCACUGCGCUCGGAAAUUUUUACUCUUCGAGGACAAGAGGCUACGCUGAGGGCUAACAUCCAACUCCAAGAAAGCUCGCUUGGGGACCUUGAGAGAAAGAAGCGAUCUCAGGAAACAGCCAAUGACGUUGUUGGCGUUGCGGUAGACCUUUUUACAAUGGGCCCUUUCGGCCUUUUGAUAUCCCGUGUCGCCGAUACACCCCGUCCGAGCCAGGUUGUAAACUUGGAUGGUAUGAUUAAGGAUACCCAGAAAUCUAUCAAUAGCGCGAGAGACCUCUUAAAGACAACGCAAGCAAAUAUGAAUAAAUGCAACAACAGCAUUCUUGACUGUGAAUAUCAACAGUCCCAGCUGCAGGUCAUUCAGCAAAUGAUUCCAGGUAUCCAACAAAUUCUCCAAAAGUCAACCUCAGACUGCAACGCGUUGAUCCAGCAGCUCUUGCCUUUGAAGAAAGCAUGCAUCGAACUCGAGAGGCAGGUCGGAACCGUAAAACAGAGGGCUACGAUCGUUGCUGGACAAUCUGUUGGGAAAGUUGAAUGGACAUCAGGAAUCUUGGAUAUUUGUUCGGCUGUCAUCUUUACUUAUCGCCUAGCAGACGAAGUACAGCUCAUCGCCGGUGAACUGGAGCGGGAGUGGGGUACAGCGAAACCUCUGCCUAACGAGCUCUCAAAGACUAUUAACUCCCUUAAGACUAAAACCGAUGCCUUGCUCCAGAACCAAAAUCAGAGGAUGAUUGCAGUUUGA